Messenger RNA from Chelonus insularis, 1888 nucleotides. RefSeq names its product ATP-dependent RNA helicase 25E (gene Hel25E). Bases 97 to 1371 code for a protein of 424 amino acids. Gene Ontology annotation, biological process: mRNA splicing, via spliceosome; mRNA export from nucleus. NCBI's taxonomy places the organism in Eukaryota, Metazoa, Arthropoda, Insecta, Hymenoptera, Braconidae. The record is from RefSeq and is a predicted model, not a curated record. The transcript is spliced from 8 exons. Gene Ontology annotation, molecular function: RNA binding; RNA helicase activity; ATP binding.
UCCGCGUAUACAAAACGAUUUAGAGCGGCCAUUUUCACGUUGUGGCGUCAUUUUAUCUCUGUUUGGCGUCAACUGUUGUUAUAUAAUCCUUGAAUCAUGGCUGAUAAUGAUGACCUUCUGGAUUACGAGGAUGAGGAACAGGCAGAAGCAGUCGUCGAUGGAAGUGGAGAUGCACCUGCAAAGAAAGAAGUCAAGGGUACCUACGUCUCGAUACACAGUAGUGGUUUCAGAGAUUUUUUGUUGAAACCAGAAAUUCUCAGAGCUAUUGUUGACUGUGGUUUUGAGCAUCCUUCUGAAGUACAACAUGAAUGCAUUCCACAGGCUGUUCUUGGCAUGGAUAUUCUUUGCCAAGCAAAGUCUGGUAUGGGGAAGACAGCUGUCUUCGUUUUGGCAACCUUGCAGCAGCUCGAACUUACUGAAAAUCAAGUAUACGUGUUGGUGAUGUGCCACACACGAGAGCUUGCAUUCCAAAUCAGCAAAGAAUAUGAACGGUUCAGCAAAUACAUGCCUCAAGUCAAGAUUGGUGUAUUCUUUGGCGGUUUACCGAUCCAAAAAGAUGAAGAGGUUCUCAAAAACACCUGCCCACACAUUGUGGUAGGAACACCCGGUCGCAUUCUUGCUCUUGUACGAACGAAGAAGCUCAAUUUAAAACAUCUAAAGCAUUUCAUUCUUGAUGAAUGUGACAAAAUGCUCGAAUUAUUAGACAUGAGAAGAGAUGUACAAGAGAUCUUUCGAAGCACUCCACAUAGCAAACAAGUAAUGAUGUUCAGCGCCACAUUAUCCAAGGACAUUCGACCAGUCUGCAAAAAAUUUAUGCAAGAUCCAAUGGAAAUAUUCGUUGAUGAUGAGGCUAAACUUACUCUCCAUGGUCUUCAACAACAUUAUGUUAAAUUAAAGGAAAAUGAAAAGAACAAGAAAUUAUUUGAGCUACUUGAUGUCUUGGAAUUCAAUCAGGUCGUCAUCUUCGUUAAAUCCGUUCAAAGAUGUAUGGCUCUCGCACAAUUAUUAACUGAACAAAAUUUUCCUGCCAUUGGAAUUCAUAGAGGAAUGACACAAGAAGAACGGCUUUCAAGAUAUCAGCAAUUCAAGGAUUUCCAAAAGCGUAUAUUGGUAGCAACUAAUUUGUUUGGACGAGGAAUGGAUAUUGAAAGAGUAAACAUUGUAUUCAACUAUGAUAUGCCUGAAAAUUCAGACACUUAUUUGCAUCGAGUAGCACGAGCUGGACGUUUUGGUACGAAAGGAUUAGCUAUUACCCUCGUCAGUGAUGAAAGUGAUGCAAAAAUAUUGAACGAUGUCCAAGAGAGAUUCGACGUCAACAUUUCUGAGUUACCAGAUGAAAUCGAUUUGGCAUCAUACAUCGAAGGCCGAUAGAUACUCAUUAGUAAUAAUAAUAAAUACGAUUACAAAUGUUGCCAAGAUGGCAUCAAGUUGGUCCACGGAUUGUGAUGGAACAACUAAGAAUUCAUUAAAGGGAUCAUGCGUUUUCCCUUAUUUUUUCAUAUUUUCAUUUUGACAUAAAUAGAUAGAAUAACUUUGACGUGAAGAACAGAAGAUAAGAAUAAUUACUUAUAAUAGCCAUAAUCUUGGAUUGUUUUUAGUACUCCGUUGAGGACGUUUGAUAAAUAUUUCAUUAUUAUAACAAAAUGACAUUUUUUUAAUAACGCUACGUAAAUAAUUAUUGAUUGAAUCCACUGAACAUAGAAAAUAAUGAAUGUGUGUAGUAAUUUUUGUGCAUUAAUAAAAUAGAUUCAGGAUAACAUUUAAGAAGCACAAAUAAAAGUCUACUCUUGAGUUGAAUAAUUAUGGCAAUUGAAAUAAUGAGUUAACGAAAAAUAGCAAUGUAAUUUUUUAUUUAUUUAAUGCAUUAAAGUUGUAAUUAUUAUUGUAA